Messenger RNA from Rattus norvegicus (Norway rat), 18637 nucleotides. NCBI's taxonomy places the organism in Eukaryota, Metazoa, Chordata, Mammalia, Rodentia, Muridae. The record is from RefSeq and is a predicted model, not a curated record.
GACCACGCCUCUGACUGUUAUGUUGUUCGGGUAGGUAUGGUUAGCUUGGAAUCCAGGGUACUGAAGGCCUGUGUUGUAGAGCAGCUGACAGAUGAGAGAGAAGGAAAUGCCUUGCUGCAUGUGUGCCUUGUUCACACUUUAGUAUUCUAAAAUGAGUUGUCUGCUUUUUGUUUUUCUAUAAUACAAAUGAAUCUGUCAUGGCCUAAGGAAAAUUUUUUUUGUUUAGUUUCUCUUCAGUUGGGUAAUAAGAAAAAUUAUUACCUAAAAUAUAGAUGUAUAAUAUUAAAGGUUAACAGGGUCUUAAGUUACCAUAUGAAUUGAAUAUAUUACCUACCUUUGUCAGCAACCCCAUCUAUGAACUCUCAGAAACAGGUACACGCAUUAAAUGUGGUUUUAGACAGUGAGCUGUUUUCUCUUUUGGAGGAUUGCUACGUCUUUCUCUUCCCUUUCCCUGUCUUUCUGUCUCUCUCUCCCCCGCCCCCACCCUUACCUCUAAGUGUGUGCUUACUUAUAUAUUACCCAAGUUGUGAGGAGAAAGGUAACCGUCCACUGUACAUACAUUUACCACAUGGUUAUACUUCUUCUAAGACAAUGAACAUUGCAAUGUUAUGUUAUAUAAUUUUAAUGCACUAACAUUUUAAAACCAACGGUGGGGGAUUAGAGACAUGGUUUGGCAGUUGAGAGUACUUACUGCUCUUUCAGAGGACCUGAGUUCAGAUCCCAGUACAUAUAUUCAAUGGCUCACAGCUAUCUGUGUCUCCAGGGAGAUCCUUGCUGUCUGGCCUCCAUGAGUACACAGACAUGUAAUGAAAAAUAAUAAAAACAAACCUUUGAGACCUAAUUGAGAGCUGGCCCCAGUAGCAGAAUCGUGGAAUCCUAGCACUUGGAAGGGGAAAGGUAGAGAGAGGAUCAGGAGUUCAAAGCUCGUCUUCACUCCAUAAGACCCUGACUCAAAUCUUCACUGUCUUUUCACCAAAGCCCUAGUUGAAACUGUUUUGGGAUUCUUGAAAAUCUGAGUUGUAUAAGCAUUUUGAUGUAAUCAGAUGUGAUGUGCAGGAUCAUAUAUAGCUUUUGUGCCAUUAAUCAUUUGCUUCCCCACACAGACUGAAACUAACAAAUGAUUAUAUUGGUGCCUUACAGGAAUUUUGUUUAGAUUUGAACAUAGUGUGUAUCUUGAGACUGCUUCUUGAAGCAGCUAAAAGUAGCUCAGUAUACAGACCACAUUUGUCUAUUGCAUGAGAGUGGGCAUGAGCGCAGCAUGCUGCGGUGCACACAUGGGGUUUAGAAAGAACAUGCAGGCACCAAUUCUCUCCUUCCAGCUCAUGGCUUUGCCGACUAACUCAGCUCGCCGGGCUUGGCAGUAGUGGUUUCACCCACAGCGCUGUCUCAACAGCACCGCAGUUUUGAGCAGAAAGUAUCAGUCUAGGAAGUAUAUUUUUUUACUUUAUUAAAGAUUUGGUAUUUUGCUAAACUGAGUUAUCUUUGAAAGUAUUAUGUUUUUCAUUUUGUACUUCUGUUUCUGUUAGAAAAUCUGUAUAAAAAUAGUUUACAUCUUAAUAAUCUUUACCUACUGAAAUUAAACCCAGAGAAACAGUUGUAAUUGUUUGACCAGGAACUAAUAUUUUCCUCAGUCAGGAUUCUGCACUCUAUGCAGUGCACAUAAACAGGGCACUUAAAGUACCAGACGCUUACUGGAUUGGAAGUAAAUACUAAUUUGUUUUGGGAAAGGCUUAUUUUUAGCCUGAGAUACAAUCUUAAUGUUUUGUGCAGAAGAGUCCACAUACUGGCUUUGGACAUUAGGCUUGGGUACUGCAGGAGUGUUUAAUGAUAGGGGUUUCAAUCCUUUGAAACCUCUGAGAGAUAGCUCUAUAGCCUUUGGAGAGUCCAGAAGCCAGUGCAGAGAAGAACCAACACAUGAAGUCCACGGGUAAUCACACUCUUCUUCACACCAACAGUGUGGCAUGGACCAGAAGUCCACCCCAGGAGUUUGAAAGAGACACAUUAAGAAUUUCUUGUUCCGCGAGUGUAAGCAUUAUUACCCUUAUUUGUAGGAUUUUUGCCUGUUUUUUCAGCCCUGAGUUUCUGUCACUUAGAACAGUUCCUGACAAAAUAGGCACAAAACAAACAUUUUUAAGUCAUAAAAAGGGAUCUCUGUCCUACAGGUUUUGUGAUCUAGUGUAAAAUUUAAUCAUAAAGAUGAUGAUUAUAAGUUGAAAAGUAUUAUGAUGAUUUAGAAACAGAGACCGGGACUGAUAUUGCAUGCCUAUAAUUCUAGCACCUUGUUUCAGAGGAAUUUCCCAAGGAUUAGGUUCAAGGCUAGCCUGAGUUACUUGAUGUCUUGAGAAACAAACAUGUAUAUAGAGAUUUGAUGAUCACUGGUCCUAUUUUAAUUUCAAAGGCUGAAUUACUUGAAGAGCAUUUGAUGGUUUAAUGCAAAGGCUUUCACUUAGUGUCACCACGCAUGGCCCUUACCUCUGGAGCAUUAGACAGAAGUAGAGGCAGCAGCAAGAAGAAUAUAGCAGACCAACCGAGGACUAGCUGGAUCCCCACGUAGUGAUCAGCUCAUCUGUGCAUGGUCUAUCUCAUUCAUUCAGCCAAAGAUCUGUUAUGUGUAUGACUUUAAAUGAAUUUCUGUGAAUAUAGACUUUCAAAAGAAAUUGAAUGCGUCCUAAACACUUUACUCCUACCUUCAUUUUAAGAUGAAGAAACUCAGAUCUGGAGAGACGGUUCAGUUGUUAAGAGCACUGGCUGUUCUUGCAAAGGACCAGGCUUGAUCCUCAGGAUCUGCCUGACAACUCACAACUGUGCUGGCUCCAGUUCCAUCCAAUCCAAUGUCGUCUCCUGGCCUCUCCAAGCACCAGGCACACAUGUGAUAUGCAGGCGAAACAUUCGUAUACAUACAAUUUUAAAUUAAAAAGGAAGAAAUAAAAUAGCUAAUGGAGGUAGUGGGAUAUGCCAGAAGAAUAUAGGCAAGUGAUGUUAGAGUUUAAAGGCAGGGAGGGGAGUUGGCAUGGCUUCAGACAGGAAAACAAACCUUUCAGAUCCUCAUCAAAGGAUAGGAAGAGUUUGGACAUGUGGCAUUGAAGAGGGUGGGUGUUCCAGUGGAGUAGCAGAACCAAGCUGUAGCCUUUGUUUGGCUAGAGAUUAGCAUGCCACUUGUUAACUGAUCCGAGCUGGGCUUAGGAUGAAUGUUUCCAGGUUAUUAGCCUCUUUCUAAAGCACAGAUAACAAGGGUUCACACAGAUGUGCAAACAGGGCAAGAUAACUUUACUUGGAGGGACCACAGAGAUAGAAAGAUCGACAGCUGGCCACAUGCAGGAAAGUCCUCCAGGGACACAGCAAAGGAGAGUCUGGUUGCUAAGGGGUAUAGUAUGGGUAGUUCUUUAUUUUGAUAGAUUACUUAGGGACACAAUUGGCCUUACAGUGAGUGCAUGCACCCUAAACUAAUUAAGGCCACAUCAGCCUUUCCAUUCUUUAUACUCACACAUAUGAAAAUAUAUCUGAAUAGAAAUUGUCCAGAUUUGAUCGUUGUUAGGGGCACAGAUACAUACACUAUUGAUCAGAGGGGUGUAAAUGUUGCCCAGUUCAGGUAGGAAUCUGAAAGAGUUCUGAUGUAACUGGGUGCAUUGUUUGGAGAGGGGGGUUAUAGGCAUAGUCAGAUAAAGGGGUUCAGAUUAGAAGAGGGAGGAGACUUAUGACCAAAACCAAACACGGUCCCUGGCUACUAAACUAUUUCACUAUGCUUGUGCUCCUCUUCUCUGUUGUGUUGGGAGGAAAAGCAACAUAUUUUGCAGCUUGUGGACUAACACUGUUCACCUUUUACUCUGAAUAUAUUACAAGAUCAUGGGAGAUCUCAGCUUUUUGUAAGUGAAAACUGUAGUAUAAUGUUACCAGUGUAGAUAGAGGCUCAUUUAAACAAACAAACAAACAAACAACUAUUUUUAGGUGGUUAGAUAUUGAGACAGCUCUCAUGUAGCUCAGGCUGGCCUCAGACGUGGUUUGUGGUUAAGGAUAGGAUGACCUUGAGAUUUUCAUCCGGCUGCAUCCGUCUCUCAGUUGCUGGGAUACAAGCGUGCUCUCCCACUUCGCACAGCUGAAAUCAAACCUAGGGUUUCUGGUACGCUAGAAAAGCAUUCUGCUCAGCUACAUCCACAGCUCCUAAAAUUGUUAUAUUCAUUUUAAAAAGCAGAACUAUUCCAAAGUCUUUGUGGCUUCUGUUGAUUGGUUUUUUGGGGUAGGGUCUCAGUCUAGCCCCCAGGCUGCCUCACAUUGGUGUUUCUUGGCUCUCUGUCUGGAUCGUAUGCAUAUAUGUUUAUUUUUGAUGGUGAUCAUCAGCUCCACCUUCUCCAUUUGACAGAUACAGUGGCUCUUCUCUUUCCCAACGCCCUUUGUGAAGGCUGAAAUUUGAAGUCACCUUUUUUUUUUUUUUUUCCGAUGCUCUUCUUGUUCUGUUUUUGAGGCAGGCCUGUGUACCCCAGGCUAGCCUUAAAAUCCUGAUCCUCCUACUUCUACCCCCCAAAUGAUGAGAUUAUAGGUUUGCACUGCCACAUCCAGUUUCGUGCAGUGCUAGACACUGAUCCCAGGGCCUCGUGCAAUCUAAGCAAGCACAUUAGCAGUUGGGCCCAUCCCCACAUCCCCACACCCCCACGCCCCCACAUCCCCACAUCCCCAGCCCUUUUGUCUUACCACACAUAGACAUUUAGUUGUGGUGACAGAGACUCAGCCCACAACCUCCUGGACAGUAACAAACGGCUUUCCACGCUGCUUGCUGUUUUCUGAUGGUAGAAUUUUCACUCAGGUUUUUUUUUUUUAAUCAUUUAUUUUUAAGGUGUGCAUGUGUGUGUUUCUACAUGAGGUCAGAGGUGUCCAGUCCCUCUGUAGCUGGAGUUACUGGCAGCAGUAAGCCAUCUGCUGAGGGUACUGGAAACUGAACUCCAGUCCUGUACAAGAGCAGUAUGUGAGCCAUCUCUCCAGCCCCCAUCAUUUUUAAGUUAGUUUUAAAUUGAAGUUGAGGUAGUUUUAAUUUGUGACAUUCUAUAUAAUAAAUUAGUUUGCUUUAAAAGGAAAGGGAAUUUGCCAACUGAACACUUACACAGAGUGACCUUUUAUUCCAUUGAUUUCUAUGGGGAAGCUCAGGCAUGCUUCAGAAAAGGUCAGUGGUUCUCAGUGAAGCACACUGAUUCCUCUCUUGUUUGCAAAGUCACCGUGCUUUUUGUUGCAGGGAUGAUGAUGAGAUUUAGAGCUGACCAUUUGUUAAAAGAGAACAUAGCUUGCUUGCUCUGGCACAUUGCUGCAUUGCUUGUCUUCAGAAACCAUUGUUUGAAAUUGACAAUAUCCACAAACCAGAGUCUCUUGUCCAUGUAUUUAACACUUCCACUUUCGUUUCAGUUGAAAUCUAGGUUGAAAUUUUCUUCUCUGUGGACUUGAUUUGAAAAGGCAGGAAAAGUAAAGAAAGAGAAUUCAUAAAGUCUUGUCUUUAUAGUUGGAAUUUUCCUUCAGCUAGGUAACGGGAGGAGUUUAGAAUUCAUAUUUGAAAUGGAUUACGUUUCAACUGUUCUCUUAUUUUAAAAAAAAUCUCACUGGGGAGUUUAGUAAACUAUUGUAUGCAAGGAUUUGCUGUGUCCUUUGGGAAAGUCACCUGCAUCAUCACACUGAGAUAUUUAAAGGUGCUUGAGCCAGGCCUUUUAACUUCAGUUUUAUCUCCAGAACCAACCCCCAUAGUGGAAAAAGAGAACCAACUCCCAAAGUUAGCCUCUUAGGUAAGGUGUGGUGUGCGCACACAUAUGCAUGCAUACACUCUUACCCUUGAUCAGUCCAUAAAUGACUUUAAGAACAUUUAAAACCAGGUUCAAUCCUGGGAUUGAUAGCAUAUGGGAGCGGGAGGCUGGCAGAACUGUAUGAGUUUGGAGAAAGGCCGUUUUUUGGACGAGGAAUUUUGAUUCUGUAUCUCAGGCUGGCCUCAGAGUGGAGGUUUUCUUGACUAAGCCUCCUCAGGUCUGGGAAUGUACCAUGUGACUGCUGUACUUGGUUUAAGAUGAAGAUUCUUUUAAAAGAAAAAAUAAUCGUAAAACUUUCCAAAUGUGAAACCUAUUUAAUAUUUAAUAGUCUAAGAUGACUUUUUUUAUAAUCUGGCUUACUGUUGUUUGCUGUGCAGCGUAAACUGGAAAUAGAUUGAUCUGUUUCCAUCAUUUAAAAUCAAUAAAUAAGCUGGGAUUGUAUCACACACGUUUAGUCCCAGCACCUGGGAGGCAGGGGCAAGGGGAUCUCUGAGUUCCAUUCCAAGACAGCCAGGACUACACACAGAGAAACUCUGUCUAAAAAACAACAACAAAAGUCAGUAAAACAUGAUUGGGAAUAAAGUUAGCUUUUCAGAGCUUUCUGUUCACAUCUAUUCUACAGGAAAUAGUUUGAUACAAUGGGUUCUCCAUUUUUUCAAUCCAGGUAAAUCAGUUAAAGGCACUGAUUUUUGCUCUAUAAAAGUGUACAACAUCGAUAGCUCUUUGCAUGUAGAACAUUUUUUUUUCUUUUUUUUUUCGGAGCUGGGGACCGAACCCAGGGCCUUGCGCUUGCUAGGCAAGCACUCUACCACUGAGCUAAAUCUCCAACCCCGUACAUUUGUUCUUAAGUAGCCAGCCUGCUCCACUUUUGAAUUCUAGAUAGAUAAUGAGUAUUUAACCCAACAGGUAUUUUUAAUUUUUAACAACUGGGACUCACUGUGUGGGCCUAACUGGCCCAGAACUCAAGACCAGACUGGCUUCAGACUCAAGAAGUCCAUCUGCUGCUGCCUCCCAAAUGCUAGGAGUAAAGGCGUGUACCACCAUGCCCAGCUCGGUAAUUUUUGUGCAACUGUAUCACCUUUCUCAGAUGCUCAACGGGAACUGCUUCAGAGACUGGCCCUACUCAAGUGCCUACUUAGCAGCGGGGGUUUUUUGGGACAUGUUUGUAUAACAUCUUCACAGUGUAGAGGAGGCAUUUCUAACAGUUUACAAACUUACAUGCUUCUCAUUCUUUGCAUGUUAUAAUUGUUUUAUUUACUUUUUGAUUUUUGUUUGCUUCUGUUAAUUCUCUAUGUGCAGUGGUGGUACAUGUGAACAGCAGGACUCAACGUCAGAUGGUAUUCUCAGUUAUUCUCCAAAGUAAAAUAGUUUUAUUUUGUUUCAUUGUUGUUGUUUUGUUUUGUUUUAUUUGUUUGUUUGAGACAUGAUUUCUCGUGUAGCCCUGGUUAUUCUGGAACUUGCUUUGUAGACCAGGCUGGCCUUGAACUCCAAAGAUUCUCCUGCCUCUGUCUCCUGAGUGCCGGGGAUCAAAGAGGUGUUGUGCACCACCAAUGGCUCUCCUCCAAGUUCCCCCCCCCCCCCCCACGGAGCUGGGGACCGAACCCAGGGCCUUGCGCUUCCUAGGUAAGCGCUCUACCACUGAGCUAAAUCCCCAGCCCCAUCUCCUCCAAGUUUUUAAAGACCAGGUCUCUCACUGAAUCUGGAGCUCAGUGACUGAGUUAGUUUGACUAACCGGCAAGUCCCAGGGAGUCUCCUGGCUGUGCCUCCCUAACACUGAUAGUACAGCAGCCACUGUGCCCAGCUUUUCUCCCUCUGCUGGGAUUGAACUCUGGGCCUCGUGUUUACAUAAGAAGCCUGUUACCACUCCCUCCCUGCCCUGGAUCGGGUUCAUUUUUUCUCUCUUUUCCUAAGGUGAGCUGGCAGACCACACAUGGAAAUAUGAAAAUUGCCUUUCAUCCCCUACUUCUGUAUUUUGAUUUUGGCUGGUUGGUUUUGUUUGGUUUUGUUUUGUUUGAGACAGGGUGUCUUGGUGGCUCUUCCAGUAAGUGUUCUUCGUAUUGACCAUUAUUCUAGGUUUAUUUCAAAUCCUUAUGAUUGGUUCAGAACUCUGCUAGCCUGUGGUCAAAGAAGGGAAAUCUGCAGUGACAGAGGCCGUGGCAUUCUGAAGUUGACACUAGUUUUGAAUAUUUUCUUUGUGUCUUACUGCUUGUGUGAUCUUGAGCAUGUUUCAUACUCCCACGGCGCCUGACUUUCCUCAUGAAAUUUAAAUAAUAGUGGUACCUGCCUUGGUUAUUUUGAAGACUAAAAUGAGACGAAUGGGCAGGAGAGCAUUUGGAACAGUAGUCAAGGAAGGCCUCCUAGAGCUAGGACUCAGCGAUUCUAUAAGAAAGUAGCAGGGUCUGUUAAGCACAUGGGUGUCUGAUGUCAUUGACAUGAGUAAGUGGACUUCCUUUCUUAAAAUAAGUUUGUAUUCUGGUCAUAUUUACCUGCUACUCCUCCCUGCCAUACCCCUACUUUCCUACUUGAAAUUUUGUGUCCCCUAGGGUUUUUGUUUUGUAUUGUUUUUUUAGUGAACCAUACAGUCCAAUUUGUGCUGCCUAUAUAGAAUGUGUUUGGGGCUCUAAAGUCACUCUCAAGCUCCGAUCCCCUCCGUGAUGACCCUCAGGUCUCUUUGUGAGCCUUAUUGUAUAUAAACUUUGGUCUAAAGGAGAGGCCAACAUAGAAGUCCCAGCCAUAGGGACCUACACCAUCUCCCUAUCCACACAUGUCCCUGAACUUGCGACUGGCCCCAGCGUUGCCCCUGCUAUACCCACAUUAAUCCUGGGGAAUACAGUGGUCACAUACAUCAAUAGAUGUAGUCCCUCCUCGUUGGCAAAGACUGCUGGGUCCUCCCCAUUUGCUGGCCAGAGAGUUACCCCUGAGCAGUGGUUUGGUUCUGGGAGUCUUUAUGCCUAAACAGAAGUGUGGGCAUUGAGUGCCCCCUGAGAGCUCUGGGGCUAUGGCAGGGCUGGAGGAUGUGGGUAGGGAUGGGAGUUGCAGGGGCUAGGGGGAGAGGCAUGGAGCUGAGAGUGUUAAUAGAGCCUCAGGUCAAGGUAUCAGGAUCCUCUUUCCUCAGCCCAGACUUCUUCCUCAGCCGGCAGCUACAAGUAGCCAUGAGUAGCUUGAUUUCUUCUUUUUUCCACCCUUUCCAAACCCCUAACACUAGAUAGAAAAAGGGAUAAAGGGGAGACAGGCAAAUUAUCAGUAGAUUUCCUCCUGCUGAUUAGGGGCAUUGAGUUCCUCAGGGCAAGUUUGAUCUUCGCCAUUCAGAUAUCUAAUUUCUUCUUUCUUCCUUGCACACAACUACUAAAUAAAUCGUGACCAGCAGCAACCAACCACCAGCACCUCCACCUCUCAGGGCCUAGCAUUUUUCUACCCUCUGAAGAGUCCCCAGAGUUCCAAAUAUCACACAGUUACAGAAACUAUCUGCACUGGCAAAACCACAGCCUUGCUAGAGCUUGAGGCAAAUCAUAGCUGCUAUGGACAAUCUGAAGCAGCCCUAUAUCACAUAUCUGGGAUUAAAACAAAAACACAAUAUUUCUGUUUUUCAAAGAAAACAAAAUUCUCACUACAUGUGUGAGCCUCCAUGUGGGUGCUGGGAAUUGCCUGGUCCUCUGAAGGAGCAGGCAGUGCUCUCAACUGCCGAGCAGCCAUCUCCAAGCAGAGAUAGAACUUUGUAAAAAAGUAAGGGUUUUGGUUGUUGGGCUGGGGAGAUGGCUCAGUGUUCAUAGCACUGCUUCUAGAGGGUCCAGGUUUGGAUCUGUAACACCAGUCCCGGGGGUCAAUGCAGCCCCCACUACUGAGCACCAAGCACUCAUGGUGUGUGGACCGACAUGCAGGCAAAACAUUAAGGAAAUUUUAAAGGUGUUAGUUCUUAAUUUGGAAUGGCCAACUCCUAGUACUUCGUGUUCUUUUUCCGUGAAGAUGUGGUUAAUACUCAGCAGCACUGCUAAACCAUCUGUCCGACUAGCUCCUUCCCAGACCUUCCUGCUUUUCCAUUACUUUUACCAAACCUUUCUGACUAAGUAGAUUUUUAGCAUAAAUUGCUCCUUCAGCCUGGAAUCUCAAGAACCUCCUCCCUGUAACAGUUGUCACAUCUUUAGGGCCUUUGCCAGCCCUUCCCGUCCACAUGAAGGUUACCCAGGCUUUAGUCUAUGACAAAAUCCUAAGGUUAUUUUUAAAAAGAGGCUGUUUAAAAGUUCUGACGCAGUUGGAAUUUUCCCCUUCUCUCCUUUUAAGAGAGUCACUAUAGUUGGAACAACUUAUUCACAGGAGCUCUUUGAAACACCUCUGUUCCAGGUGAGUGAGGAAUGGGGGAGCUCCACUCUAAUCUCUUCACCUCUCCAUUAAAAUAUAAAUAUGUCUCUAAACCUCCCCAGCUGGUGCGAGUGAAAUGCACCAGCUCUGGACGUUAGAGGCUCAGAUCUACAAAGGCUCGCCUAAUUGAGCCUCUGAAAAGCCUGAGAACCCUAUUAUCAUCUCCCAAACUGCUUAGCCUUCUGCUUAACCUUUGAUUGUGAGCGGCCUGCCAGACUUCAUUCAGGUGUGUGGGUUUAAGGAAACUCCUGGGACUGAAUGUAUUUGAUCUCUUCUGUCAUGUCCUACUGUUGUGACUCCGUUUCUAUUUUUUUAAGGCUGCUAGAUACCAGGAUGCAUGUGCUACGUGGAGACCUGGAGGUUUCAGAAGCCACUAUAAAUACAUCAGACUCACCUUAAUUGGAGGAUAUGGGGAAUCAGUGGGGCGCUUAGCUACUUCACAGACCAGCUGUGUCUCCUGCUAGCAACUCGAUUUGAGAGCACUACCUCAGGAAACUUAAUAGACCUAACACUAGCGCAAGUCUGUAUUUUAUCAGCGUGCUCUUCAUUUCCAUGCUACUGGUUCCAAUGCUUUGCUCUAUGCAUGUUGUUAAAUAUUAAUACCCCUGGAUCACAUAAUUGGCCAUAGGUUUAAUGUUACAUAUCUAAUUGGAACUCUUUCCUCUUACUGAUACUUAGAGGAGGCAAGAAACCAGAUGGUAGAAAAUAGGAUUAGGUUGUACUGGGCCUGGUGGUGAAAGCUACUUAGGAGGCAGAGGUAGAAACUUCAAGGCCUGCAUGGACUACAAAGUAAGUUCAAGGCCGGCUAUUUUUAUUACUUUUAUCUACUUGUGGGGGAGGGGUACUCACACAGAAGCUAAAGAACAACUUGCAAGAGUUGGUCGGUUGCCCUGGCAUCAGGCCUUUGCCCACUGCACCACUUUGCCAGCCCAGGCUUUGGGAUGUGUAGCGUGCUCAAUUGCAGGAUGCUGACCUAUCGCUGGUGUUACCACUCCAAGCCCAGGGCUGCAAAACCUUCUGCCAAUGCCUGGAAUCCACAUGGGAAGUUCCCUAAGUUCUCACAGGCAUUAGCUCUUAGAGUUGUUCUCUAUUUUUUAGUUUUCAGUUUGUAGAAAACCAACUCAUAGACCUACUUUUUUUUUCCUACUUAUUUUUUAAGAACAUUUUUUAUUUAUUUAUAUAAGUGCUCUAUUUGUACUACUUGCCUUUGUGACAGAAAAGGGCAUCAGAUCCCAUUACAGAUGGUUGUGAGCCACCAUGUGGUUGCUGGGAAUUGAACUCAGGACCUCUGGAAGAGCAGCCAGUGCUCUUAACCGCUGAGCCAUCUCUUCAGCCCACCUACUUAAAGUGACUCACUGCUGUAGAAAACUCUUUUUCUGGCAAAAGAGCUUUUUAUCCAUAUGUGACUUGAACUCUAAAGGAAUGUACCUAUGAUGAACAUAAUGUUUUCCAGAACCAGAAAAACUCACGUGAGACUACAUUAACAACACGAACAGCCGAAGCUAGAGAAAUGGCCAUCUCAGCGGUUCAGAGAACCUACUGCUCUUUCAGAUGACCCAGAAUUAUCUUUGACAGUUGGGGAAGUCAGGAUUUCUGGGAUGAAGCUGACUGUUGUGAGUUCUUCAAUUACUUCCUAAGGUCAUCUUUACCGGAUGAUAACUGAAAAGACCAUCGCCAAGUCAUUGACCCAGGAGGUACACCAGCUGUUAGAGAGGCUGUCCCAUUUAGAAGGACCAAGAGAGGGUAAUAGUACCCUGUUUUUUACUCUUGUGUGCAGACCCUCAUUAAAUUACUCAAACAAUAAUCAGAUAGACGCUGUUCACGCUAAUGGCACCUCUGAGGCCCUGUCAAGAGAGCUUUAUUUAAUGUGCAACAGACCUGGAGUGAUGCAGGUGCUGUUUCAAGCCCUUGCUUAAUUUAAGCUGCUUUAGUUGGCAUGGCAACUAGUUUAGACAUCUGGGAAACAUUAUGCUGGGAAUUGUGACUUCAGAGGACUUUGCUAGAGCAAAGCAGAACCCUUUAAUGCAGUAUGUGUUACUCUGGGUUUUUGCAGAUAGGUGCUUGAUUUUCAAGUUCAGGAAUUGUGUUUUCUGAGAAAAAUUUUAAAUGUCCUUGUUGUUGGAUUGUUUUGUGUGAUUUUUUUUUUUAUUUAAAUGCCCCAUUCAUGGAGUUAAGAUGUGUUUCUCUUUAGACUGUACUAUGCCAAACUUAAAGCAUGAAAAAUCUCAUUUUCUGCUGUUGUAAUAAUUAAAACACUCAUGUCUUAAACUUUUCAAUGUUGUAUGUGAGGAUGUUUCUUCACCAAGGGGAGCAGAAGAACAGAGGAGCGAGCGGGUCUGUUCUGUUGCUGGACUUCCGCCUUGGCCAGAGCUUACCUGGUCUGCUGUCAUUCUCUUAUGAACAAAUUGAGUAGAAGUGUGCAAGAGGAUCUGAGUUCUGGGGCCCAGAAUCCAAAGUUACCAUUGGCUGUGGAGUUGGACUGGCCUGAGUUGUGUGAGAUCCUCUGAGAAAAGAAACGUGCAAAAGGACAAGACUGGCUCACAAUACCAUGUUCUUUUCGAUCGAUCCUGCUCACAUAUAACAGGUGAUCAGUAAACAUGUCAGUGGUUCUCAGCCUGAACCUGUGGGUUGUCUUCACUUACUACAGCCAUAGGAAAAUGUUAGUAAAUGAUUAAAAGUCCUGACUUCAAAAGCAGAAACCUGAGCUGACUGUAAUGAGAGUGGAGACCGGGUUGAUUCUUACGGGAUGUUUAAAAAGGCUCAACAUUGGAGGCAUCAGGUGUCUCCUCAGAAAGCAGGGGUGCAGGUGAACCACCGAAGGCUGAUUACUCGCCUGGGGGCUGGGGGGUGGCGGCAGCGGCAGGAAGACACACCAUCCUGCAGACCGCAGGGGAGUACAAGGUUGUUUUCCUGGACGGGCAUGCUGAUCUGUGACAUCUCUGCGUCCUCGCCUUACUCACACUGGGCCCUUACAGCCCGGUCUGGGUUUCUAAUAGAGCUCUUCUCUGGGAAAAUGAAUUCACCUGAGAGGAGCCACACUUCACUGAUGUGCCUUUGGAUAGCAGUAACAUAAAGCUUCAAGAGAAAGUCUUGACAGUUUAAAGAGGGGAUACUAAAUAAGCACUUAAUAUAAAAGAUUUGAAUAGCCUGAGAAAUUGUUCCCUAUAUUUUAAACCUAAUCGCUUCUCGGCCUUUUGGCUAAGAUCAAGUGUAAACCUAAAAUAAUGUCCUAUAAUUAUACUUGAAAAAAUUAAUCAGAUUUCACAUAAAGCUAUACAUAAUGUCUGUUUCAAGGUUGUUUAAAAUUAAAAGAAAAAAACUUAGAUUUUCAACAAGAUGGAUUAAGUAAAUGAAAGUUCUGGAAAUGAGUAUAUUAGCAUAAACCUGUACUCACAUUGCUUAGAAGCUGGAGGGGGAUCCCAGGCCAGCCUGAGCUACAUGAAACUAGAUCCCAGGCCAGCCUGAGCUACAUGUGACUGCCUUUGUUUUGUUUUGUUUUGUUUUUAAGUAUAAAAGCAGGUUUAUUGGGCAGCUGUUGGGCAGGUUCACUGGUCCCAAGGAAUGGGGCCAGGAAAAUCCCCAUGCAGACUGGGAAAUGAAGUGGGGUCGGGGGCAGAAAGAGCAUGGGGAAAAAGGGGAUGAGAGACAAAGACUCUUAAAAGAAAAGGUGGCUUAGUUCAAAGGGGCAGGGGCCUGGGUAGGUCUCAUCUUUUUACAUAGUUUUUUUUGGGGGGGGUUGUUUUCGUUUUUGUUUGUUUUUGUUUUUUACAAAGAACCUUUUUUUUAAAUUUUGCUUCACUUUUGUUUUGGGGGGGAAAUAAAUCUAGAAAACUUCAAAAAUACCAAAAGUACAGAUAAGAACAUAACUCCUGGAUUGUUCAGCCUCAACAAAUAAUCAUUUUCCCCAGCCUUCUCUGUUCCUAACCCCACCCCACCCCGCCCCUUGCAGGGAGCUGCUAAGUACCUCAUCAGAGCAUAAUGAGUGUGGCACUGAGGCCUCUAACAUCAGUUCACUCAGUUUACCCCUUACUACCUGCCCACGAUUUGUCCAAGGUCUCUCUUUGACUCAGUUUCUAAGUGGAGCCCAUAUGUUUGUACUUGGUUAAAACUGUCUCUUGCUCCUCUCCCAUCCGAAGCGUUCCUGCCUGCCUGCCUGCCUGCCUGCCUGCCUGCCUGCCUGCCUGCCUGCCUUCCCUCUAUCGAAUGCACGAGUGCACUUUUCUAGGCAGCUAUCUGACAGUGCGGGUUCUCUGGGAAGGGGAGUGGUCUUGGUUAGUAUGUGAUCUUCGAAAGUGACCAGUGCCAAUUAAUCCCACCAUUCUGGAAGCAGAGACAAGCAGAUUUCUGUGAGUUCAAGGCCUGCCAGAGCUACAGAGACCCUGUCUUUAAAAAAAAAAAAAAAAACUUAAGUCAUAACUACCGACUACCUCCUACCUGGGGUUGGGUGUGUCCCCAGACUGUUUGCAGCCCUCUCUGCUUAAGGCCUGGUUACUUAGAGGGCUUGAGUUCUCAACAGAAACCUUAAGCAUUGUUAGUUCAGACACAGUAAAUUAAGUGCCAACGUAUAAAUAAAAACAAAACCGCGUGUGCUAGCCGCCGUGUCCUAGGAAUCUAGAGCCACCAUUCACAACAGCAGGCUUGGUGGGAAGAGGCCCAAUGGUAGCCAAGCUCUGAAGACAAAGCCAGCAGAGCUUUCCCAUGGGAAGAUGGAGACAUAUAGCAAGGGUGAUAAAGGUUUGUGCUUGGUGGUGCAAAGGAAAGGAGUGAUCAGGACUCAAGUGUUCGAGAUAGUGAAUGUGACAAAGGAAAAGGGCUGGGAUGUUCCUGCAUUCAGAGGGGAGGAGAAGAGGGGGGACAAGCGCCAGAAAUACCAGCCAGUGAGAGCAGAAAGCCUCCCAAGUGUCUCAUGUCCCCUCCCCCCCACACACACACACAUAUCUGAAAGCAGUAGUUUUCAACCAUGUGUCACAUGUUAGCACAAAUUCUGUCUUUCCUGCUCACUUUUAAAGCUGUGAAUUGAAGAUUACCUAUAGAAAAGUUCCAAUUAAAUCAUAAAGUGUAAACUUUUAACAAGUUUUUAAGCACACCCAGGGUAAAGCAUGUCUAUUAUUCUAAUAAAAUAUAGCAAAAAAGGGAUUUCUUAGUUUCUGUAACAUUUAUGUGUCUUAUAAAAAUUCUGAAUUCCACCUUCUCAUGGCUACCCAGUCAUCCCAGCUCUUUGAACAAAAACCUGAGACUACAUCCGAGUGCAGAGCUUGAAGCUCAGAAACAGGUUUUCAUAAACACGCAGAGUGAGCCAAGUGGAAGGUUAUGUUGCUCUGAUUUGGGGAGUCUUGGAUUUGAAGUAACCAUUUCAUGUGCUUCUGGCAGUACCAUAGUUUAUAAAGUAACACAGCCACAGUUGAUGGAUUUAUUGUGAACUUUUUUGCUGGUGGUUUAAAAUGGGGUCACCAACCCACUUUUAAACUUAAAUGACAUCCCCAUAACUAGCCAAAAUCUUGAGACUAACAGAUCUUCACACUGUGCCUUGGUCUGGUUGUUGUUUAGAAGUAUUUACUUUUAAUUUCUCUUGAGUAAUAAUCAUAAGGAGAGCACUUGGUUGCUUACUUCAAUUCUUAAACGUGUACAUCCUUUCGAAUUUAGGCACUGUUCAAUCCCGUAGUCGCUGGGAUUCUCAUCUCCAUCGGCCUGUCUAGAAGCUAGCUGUCUUCAAACUUCCCAGCCUUGACAAUGGAUGUUACCCUUUAAAUAUGAUUGAUGACAAUGAGGGGGCUGGGGUCCGUUUUCUGACAUCUCCUUAACUUAACAAUUUGAAGAUAUGUUGUCACAGAAUUGAUGCAGAGUGAUCUACAUAAAAUUAUCGUCUCUCCUCAGCCACUCAGCUCAGAUCAUGUCAAAGUUUUUCUUUAUCAGAUUUUGCGAGGUUUGAAAUAUCUCCAUUCAGCUGGCAUUUUACAUCGCGACAUUAAGCCGGGGAAUCUCCUUGUGAACAGCAACUGUGUUCUAAAGAUUUGUGAUUUUGGAUUGGCCAGAGUGGAAGAAUUGGAUGAAUCCCGUCACAUGACUCAGGAAGUUGUUACUCAGUAUUACCGGGCUCCGGAGAUCCUCAUGGGCAGCCGCCAUUACAGCAAUGCUAUUGACAUCUGGUCUGUGGGGUGCAUCUUUGCAGAGCUGCUGGGCCGAAGGAUACUGUUUCAGGCGCAGAGUCCCAUUCAGCAGUUGGAUUUGAUCACAGAUCUGUUGGGCACGCCAUCACUGGAAGCGAUGAGGACAGCUUGUGAAGGUGCUAAGGCACACAUACUCAGGGGUCCUCACAAACAGCCAUCUCUCCCUGUACUCUACACCCUUUCCAGCCAGGCCACACAUGAAGCCGUUCACCUGCUUUGCAGAAUGUUGGUCUUUGAUCCAUCAAAAAGAAUAUCCGCUAAGGAUGCCUUAGCCCACCCCUACCUAGAUGAAGGGCGGCUGAGAUACCAUACAUGUAUGUGUAAGUGCUGCUUUUCCACCUCGACGGGAAGAGUCUACACCAGUGACUUUGAGCCUGUCACCAACCCCAAAUUUGAUGACACCUUUGAGAAGAACCUCAGCUCUGUCCGACAAGUUAAAGAAAUUAUCCACCAGUUCAUUUUGGAACAGCAGAAAGGAAACAGAGUACCUCUCUGCAUUAACCCGCAGUCUGCUGCCUUUAAGAGCUUUAUCAGUUCCACCGUCGCUCAGCCGUCUGAGAUGCCACCGUCUCCUCUGGUGUGGGAGUGACUGUGGAAGGCACUGUACUACUGAAGAUGUAAUGUAGCUUUCACUGGAGUCUGGGGUUUGCAAUUCUGGAGGGUUAAUCAUGCUUGUACUGUAAUUUUACUAAUGAAGUUUUAAAUUAACAACCACUACUUGUAUGAUAUGAAUAAUAUUUAGAAAUGUUACUAGACUUUUAAUCUUGUAAAGUGGUUGUGCUUUUAGAAGAAAAAAACUAUUUUACCCAGAGUUGCACAUGGUUAAAGAAUUCAGUGCAGCUGUUGUGGCUCACCUCAGAACAAACGAAAAUUGAACCAAAUUUGGGCAUUUGGGGUUUAUGUUUUUAUUUUAUUAUUAAUAUUUUUUAAUGAAGUAAGAUUGUUCACAUGUAUACACUCACACAGAGGACAGUCAUACAUUUUGAUAUUUGAGCCAUUCCUAAAGAUUAAGGGUUUUCUAAAACUAAAGAAUCUAGAAAGUUUGCCAGUGACCAAUCAUGGAGCCACGUGAGCUGAUUGUGGCUGCGCCUGGGGGAUGGGAGGGGAGGGGCCACCUAAUGAUCAGGCCCUGUAACUGGCUUCUCAUUAGAGCCAUGCUGGUGACGUGUGCUGUCUCACCUCCAAUGCUGUGCGUAGAGAGAAUGAGUAUGUGACUAGGAGAGACUAACCCUCUGUUUCCCUUACCCGGUAUAAAUAUAUAUAUAUAUAUAUAUUUAAUCUAUUUUUAUUAGAAGUUUUUCUGCUCUUUCUUACAUAAAAAAAAAAAAAAGAGAGACCCAAGCAUGCAUCUUUCCUGUGUAAAUAAUUCAUUUCUGGGCUAAUUUCAGAAGAAUCCCAGCACUGCUGUAUAACUGGCUUGCACAUUCUAGGUCUGUGAAAUUCUGUGAGACUUUUCCUGCACUGGACAGUGAAAAAUAAGAAAUAAAAGACAAAAAGAAGUUAAAAAAAAAAUUACAGCCACAAAGGCACAUAGGGAAUCAUGUCAAAUGUGUUUGUGUCCUUAGGCAAAGCUGUGGGAGUCUUGAGAUGUCACAGUAGUAAAUAACUUAUUACUUUUUGACAAAUUCUUUUUCCUGCUGGAACACUGAACUCUGUGCAUAUGUAAAUAGGAGCACCAAUCGAAGGCCUCUACCUCCUGGAGUUACACAGCUCGGCUUGUUACCUCCACACGCUGAUGAUGACUUUUUUUUUUUUUUUUUUUUAAGUUCAAUGUGGAGACUUGAAACUUGAAUGUCCCUUCCAACUUUUAUAUUAAAAAUAAAAAGACAAGAAAAUUGAAGAGCGUUUUUCACCUGUACGAGGAGUACUAACGGAUCGUCUUAAAACUGGUCUAGGAAAAAGCUUGGUGUGUGUUACGGACAAUUAACUGUUAAAGUUAUUGUAAGUUAUCUGUAUUUAGCAGAGUAUUUUCAUCUUGAGUGAUCUGAGCUGAAUUUGAAGACUAUUAAGUUAUAUUUGGAAGUUUUAACUUCAAUGAAGUAAUUAUUUGCUGUGAAAGAAACAAACAUUGAAUUACUAAACAAAGAUGGUGCAAUAUCUUUGUUGUUGUUGUUGUUGUUGUUUUUUUAUGAGGCUCCUGAGAAUCUUCCCAACCGAAGCAUUUCAAUUCACUUGAGUGAGAAACGUGUUUAGUAUCAAAAGAGCCCGAGAAGACACUGGUAUGAAAGGUACAAUCUCAGAGGUUGGUCAGUUACCGUGGCACACUUUCUGGUCACUUUGUACAAUGUAGAUUUGAAGUACAGUGGUGAGAACAUUAAACGUGACAUUGGAAAACGA